AUGUAUAUGUAUAAUAAAAAUUUGUUAAAAAUAUACAUUACGUUGGUGGUAUCUAUCACAACUACCGCUGCAUCUUUAACAAAUACACCAACAGGACUCACUUCAAACCCAACUUGGCCUCAACUUGAUGUACCACCACCAGCGGUUGCUGCUUGGACUGCUUUAGUUGAUAAAUCAAAAUAUCCUCCAGCCCCUAAAAAUCUAGUCGGAUACGCCUGUCAACCAGGCGUUGACACUUAUUAUUGGGGUUUAACCUAUGAUGAUGGCCCUUCAAAUAAUACGAUAGGAAUUCUAGAUCAUCUCAACAAAACUAAUCAAAAAGCAACAUUUUUCGUUAUCGGUUCUCGUGUUGUCGAAUAUCCUGAAAUCCUACAACGAACUGUACGUGAAGGUCAUCAAAUUGGUGUACAUACAUGGUCACACCCUCAAUUAACUACAAUAACUGAUGAGCAAAUUAUUGCAGAAUUAAAAUGGACUGAAUUAGCGAUUCAAAAAGCUGUAAAUUUAACUCCAAAAUUUAUGCGUCCUCCACUAGGUGAUUGCGAUGAUAGAGUUAGAGGAAUUGCAACACAAUUAGGGUAUAAAGUUGCACUUUGGAAUCAUGAUACCUUUGAUUGGAAAUCAGCUGCCGAUCCUACUUAUGACUUAAAUUGGAUUACUGGCAAUUUCACCGAAUGGGCUGCAAAUAAAUCGGCAACUACUGGAACCAUAACUCUCGAACAUGAUUUAUAUAAUACUUCUGCAUCCAAAGCUCCUGCUGCUAUGGAUAUUGUAAAGAGCUAUGGUUUUACCUCUAGGCAGCUUUCAAAUUGUAUUCCGAAUAGUCCUCCUUAUGUAGAAAAUGUC
Messenger RNA from Dentiscutata erythropus, 846 nucleotides. NCBI's taxonomy places the organism in Eukaryota, Fungi, Glomeromycota, Glomeromycetes, Diversisporales, Gigasporaceae. The record is from the annotation of a GenBank genome assembly.